AUGGCUACAGAAACAGUGGAAACGACACAGCUCCGUCUCGCCUCGCCGAACGGCAUCGUCACACGAACCAUUCUCAAGACGCCCCUCCGCGACGCUCUCCCGUCCGAGAUCCCCGUCAUCGACAUCUCUCCUACCUUUAGCGAUUCCCUCCAAGACCGAAAGGCCGUAGCGCAGCAGGUCCGUGCCGCGGCACAGAACAUGGGCUUUUUCUACAUCAAGAACCAUGGUAUCCCCGCGGACGUGACGAGGGAUGCGUACGAGGCUUCCUUGGCCUUUUUCCGACAGGAUACGGAUAAUAAAAUGAGGGCUGAUUCGAGGAAAGCCAAGUGGGAGAAUGGGUACAGAGCACCGGCUACUCAGCGACUGAAUCCGUACGAAGGGGUUGAUGUGCGAGAGAGCUUCUCGUAUCGGUAUGACCCUCGGUACGACGAUACCGUUGGAGAGAAGGGGCUGGAAGAAAUACCGGAGGAGGUGAAGCGGUAUUUACGGUGCGAGGAGUAUCCGUGGGACAAGACGAGGAACUUGCCGCAGCUGAAGGAGAGCUUGACGAGGCAUAUCCGGGAGUGUCUGCGCUUGGCAAGGGCGCUGACGAGGUGUUUUGCGUUGGGGCUGGGGCUUGAGGAGGGGUGUUUUGAUGGGAAGGUUAAGUAUCCUGAUGCGUCGUAUGGGCUGAACUAUUAUCCUCCCCUUGAGCGGCCUACGGAGGAGGAGGAGGAGGAGGAUGCUACAGAGGGGAGGGUGUCGAUUGGAUCGCAUACGGAUUUCCAGUUAUUCACGAUCCUAUGGCAGGAUUCACAGGGCGGGCUGGAGGUGCUCAACAAGCAAGGGCAGUGGCUGCGCGCGCGGCCGAUCGAGGGCACGUUGGUGGUGAACCUGGGGGACUGCAUGCAGCGGAUUACGAACGAUGCGUACGUGAGCACUGUGCAUCGGGCGAGGAACCGUAGUGGGAGGGAGAGGGUGAGCAUUCCGUUUUUCUGGGGGUUUGGGCUGCAUGAGACGUGUAGUGUUGUUGUUGUGGGCGAGGGGGAGGAAAGGAGGUAUGAGGAUGUGAGGUGUGAGGAGUGGGUUGCGAGGAGGAUAAGGGAUAUGAAGAGGGUUGGGGAGAUGGUUGAUGAAUGA
Trichoderma citrinoviride is the source of this 1119-nucleotide messenger RNA. Its product is annotated as Clavaminate synthase-like protein. Lineage: Eukaryota; Fungi; Ascomycota; Sordariomycetes; Hypocreales; Hypocreaceae. The record is from RefSeq and is a predicted model, not a curated record. The transcript has a single exon. The coding region runs from base 1 to 1119 and encodes 372 amino acids.